This is a messenger RNA of Aphanomyces invadans, 2291 nucleotides long. RefSeq lists its product as hypothetical. NCBI's taxonomy places the organism in Eukaryota, Oomycota, Saprolegniomycetes, Saprolegniales, Verrucalvaceae. The record is from RefSeq and is a predicted model, not a curated record. Bases 1 to 1623 code for a protein of 540 amino acids. The transcript is spliced from 7 exons.
AUGUCCAAGGACGCGUUGGUUGCGAGGAAGAAUGCGCGAGAACACCAAUUGAGACAGGUGUAUGCGACCGUUGAAGGAUACGUCCCCACGUACGAAGAUGCACUGAACACGCUGGAGAAACACUUGCAACUCAACAUGACUCCGGACGCUGUCGGGCAAUGGUUUGAUCUGUACGUUCGCGUGGUGGACUUGUCUGUCGAGAUUCGGCGAGGAGAGAUACGCCAUCGAACAGAGCGCAAGUUCCUGUACAAGUCUCGCACCAAGACAUGCCGCGCGACAGCGACAACGAACGGUCUUGGAAUCGACGACGGAAAUGCUCUGAUCAACGAGCUGGACUCGAUAUACAAGCAGUUGAAGAAACGGAAGCCCAUGCAACUCGACACCCUCGAGUCGCAGUUGGACAUCCUCGACCGCGACACCCUUGGCCCUCUUGACAAGCGAAUCUCCGAGGUCAAACGGCGGCUAGAAGGUCUUCAAAGUGCUUAUUACACUUCGUGCAGUCUCAUCGUUCACGGCGAUAUCCAUGUGGAGCUCAUUAUUCGUCAAGACUCGACAGUCCUGCUGCAAAAGAAGAGGCGUUGCGACGACAUCACAACAUGCAGCUGUCCCGUCGACGCAGCACCGUGGGUAAACUUCAUGAUCAACCCUUCCACCAUUCCAGCCAAGCCGACCGUCCAGCCAAAAGCGGUCACAGUCGUCCCCGACGUCAACUUGAACGACUUGAAGAAGAGCUACGGCGUCGACGUCGAAGAGCGAGAGCGAAACCUUGAAUCGUUUCAGAAUGAAGUCGACUACGGGGUUGUCAUUGCUGACGAGACGAGCUCCCACUGCGACGCACAGCUCUUUCCUCCGUCCAAACGAGCUCGCCGACCCCCGCCAGAGGUAUCGCCCAUUUAUGAUCCACCAGACAACAUGAACUUGUCGUGCCCGAAGACGAAUGCAGGGAUCAAGCAAGAACACGGGGACCUCAUCCAGGUGAUUCUCGCGACGGGUAUCACGCCAACGCCAUCCGCGGGUGGGGCGCAUUGUUCUGUUCAGUACGGCGACAUCGUGUCAUGGGGCUCCAUUCCGCGCAAAUCUCGUAUUCAAAAGGUCCUGGACGCCGUCGCAACCACGUCGAUGUGUAUUCACACAUGGACGAUGCAUGACAUGGACGUAUCUGUGGACGAAAUGACGACGUUUGUCGACGCCAUCACGGCCGACUCGUCGGCCCUGCAGCCGCUGGCAGCAUUGAAUGCACGCAGCAUCAAUUUUGAUCCGUCCAAGUGGGCCAUGCCGCUGCACGCGUUGACAAUGCUACCCGCCUUGCAACAUGUUGAUUUGUCGUACAACACGUUGAGUGGCCAUGGACCGGCCAUCGAAGCGCUCUUGACGCAGUGCACGAAACUCACUUCCAUCAACUUGGAGCAAUGCGGACUCCGCACCGUGCAGAACCAUGUGCUAGCUGGUCUGGCUGCGUGUGCGACCGCGGGGCAACUCAAGCGGUUAUCGCUCGCCGACAACGCGUUCAAAAGGGCAUUUCUCGUCAAGCUGUUUCAAACUCUUCAGGUGCUCCAGGGGAGCACAGAGACGAUCAUGUUGACGGUGGAUGGGGGCGUUAGGGUCUCGAGCUUCACAUGCUGAAUCUGCGCUUUGUGAUGGAAGAAACCGAUGCCUAUGCACCUUCCGAAGUGGACGCCAUGUUCGAGUUCGAUCAACUUCGAGUGCGCCACUUGCAUUUAGACUUUUCGAUGUUGAUUACGGACACGUCGUUUCUCGCUGCCUUGGCCAAAGCCGUGGGUCAUUCCUCAUGCGGAAUGGAGACGUUGGAAAUGCCGUCGUGGAGUAACCCGCUGACAGAGCCAUGGAGGGAGGUGAUGAACCAGGUUGCGGCAUAUGGACGUAUUCGCCGACUGAAUGUGCGAGGUCUAUCAUGCACACCACUUUCUGUGUGGGAGGAUGUGCUGCGUAGUGGAGUCAAGCAAUGCGUGGCAUUGGAAUGGACAGUGUCGCAUGUUAUGGCGGAGGUGGGUCGUCGUCGUUGAAGCAUAUCAUUCCUCAUGAGCUGUCCAGCCAUGCGUCGCACUCCUCCAAUCUGUACGCCCACCAUGCUUGAAAGAAAUGCAUAUGAGUGUGGAAUUCCCGCCGGGGACGCCAUCUUCUUCGUGCGACUUGCCUAAGGCACAUAAAUGGCGGAAGGAGCUUGCCGCCGCCAUCUCGACGUUGGCCAAGAUCGACUUCGUUGGAUACACUCGAUCCCACUCUGCGCGAUGAUUGGCCCGUUUAUAACAUUUUAAACCAAUGAUAUUCAA